GCUGUUUUUCAGAUUUUAAACGAAGUGUAGCAGCGAUGCAAUACACUGUAUAUUCUAUAAGAUGGAUGUUUGCAGCUGCCUUGAGUAUAGGUAUAUUCAACUAUGAGUUUACAACAUUAUCUUACGGAACCGUGAACAACGUCGUUACCUCAUUCUUUGAAGAAACUCCUUACGCAACAGAUGCUCUGCCUAUCAUAGCUCAUGCCUUCGGGAUAUUUAUGACACCCUUCUUGAUUCUAUUCGCAGGAAAAAUUGGUGUUCGGAUGCAAUUGAUCUUUGGAUGUGUUUGUGCACUCCUUGGAAUGCUGUUUAACGUGCUUGGAUUUAUCAGCAGGAAGACGUACUAUUUGCUGCUAAUUGGAAACUCCCUUGUUGGAAUAUCUGACGGAUUUUUCUACGUUCUUCCAAUGACACUUGCCGCUAGCUGGUUUCCUGUGAAUGAAAGGGCAACAGUCAUUGGUAUGACAUGGCUUGCAGGAGGUUUUGGCAAUGCCUUUUCUGGCGCACUUUUUCCAGGCAUCUUUGUUAAUGCCACUGAUGCCAACGUAGGGUUAAUUUCUUCCAAUAAGAUUCAAGAGGUUUUUGCGUCAACAUUUGGAGUGCUUUGUUUUUUGUUAUUCGUAUCAACAAUUUCCAUGUGGAUAUUUGCUGCUGAUCACCCCCCGUUUCCUCCUACCGCUGCACAACAAAACAUAAUAAAACAACAAAAUGAGGAAAAAGAAGCUAAUUGUAUAGUAAAUUUAAAGACAGUUGUCCAUUUGCUACAAAACCGGAAUUUUUUGUUGUUAACUACAUCCCGUGCAUUAACAGUUUCUGUAUUUGGUAUGACAAAAGUAUUGAACUCUUCCAUGAUACUGAAGACAUUUCCAAGCAUGUCAGAUUCGUUUCCAGGAUUGCUACGGACCAUUGGAGCAUGUGUAGCAGCUCUCACAUCUUUCGCGACAGGAAGAUUCUUGGAUAGCUUCGGUUACUACAAGGAGUCGUGUAUAGUAUCAUUCAUUGCAAUAGUUUUGUGCUCACUUGGAAUAUUCCUCGGUCAUUACUUCAAAAACAUCAUUGCUAUCGGAAUAUUAUAUCCUUUAAUAAUGGCUAUAAGAUUGCCGACUGGAGUCGCCAUACCUGAAUUGCUGCUUGAAGCUACAUAUCCUAUCAAUAAUCUAAUAUUGAUGGCACUGUACGUCGUGCCGCUUAAUUUCGCUUCAGUACUGUUCGUUUCUUUGGAACGACUCAUAUUAGAAAUUUACGGCGAAGCAAUGGCGUCAUUGGUGCCCCUGAUAGCUAAUAUCUUAGCUUUAUUUCUACUUUUACUCGCAAAUCCGAAGUACAAACGAAGUGCAAUGGAUGAAGGAAUGAAAUCAAACUCGGUGUCUCGGAGAGAUGAAUAAAAGCCAGUCGAACAUGUCGACCAAAAACAUUGCAAUUGGUUAUGUAAUUUUAGUAUGGACGUUGUAUGGACACAAAAAAUGAUUGGCGGCCACAAGCGGAAUAUUUUUGUCAAUAUUUGCACAUUCCACUUGAAUAUGAAAAUUAGCCGAAAUCCUCGAUUAUUCCGAGAUAUAUUCAAUUUUUGCAAGGCCAUACAGCAGAUUCGAUAGUCCCAUGACUAAGUGAAAAACUUUCCUAUCCAGCAGAAAUGCACGAAUUGAACAGACAAGAUAGCUUUCGUGACCUCUCAUCAAUUGCUAGAUUCAACAGUUCCCGUUUUUUUGUUAUUUUAAUGUGUGUUUAUUGUUUUCAAUCGAUUCGUGCACGAUGAAAAUAAAUAUCUGAA
Molecule: messenger RNA, 1771 nt
Organism: Styela clava
Lineage: Eukaryota; Metazoa; Chordata; Ascidiacea; Stolidobranchia; Styelidae
Source: RefSeq, a predicted model, not a curated record